CCCGGGAGGAGGAAGGAGACGCAUGGUGUACCUUAAAGAAGCUCCGGCGCCAAGCGCCAGCUGAGGACCCGCACGCCCCGAGGUCAUGAAGCUGGGACUCACCUGGGCUCUGCUGUCCCUUCUAGCAGGGCAAGGCUGGGCAGACACCCGCACCAUCGGGGCGGAGGAGUGUCAACGCAACUCACAGCCCUGGCAGGCUGGCCUGUUCUACCUCACCCGGCUCUUCUGCGGGGCGACUCUCAUCAGUGACCGCUGGCUGCUCACAGCUGCCCACUGCCGCAAGCCGUACCUGUGGGUGCGCCUUGGGGAGCACCACCUCUGGCAGUGGGAGGGUCCAGAGCAGCUGUUCCGGGUCACAGACUUCUUCCCCCACCCGGGGUUCAAUGAGGACCUCAGUGCCAAUGACCACAACGAUGACAUCAUGCUAAUCCGUCUGCCCAGGCGGGCACGCCUGGGUCCUGCUGUGCAGCCCCUCAGCCUCAGCCAGACCUACCUUGCCCCAGGCACUCAGUGCUUCAUCUCAGGCUGGGGGGCAGUGUCUAGCCCCAAGGUGCGGUAUCCACUCACGCUGCAGUGUGCCAACAUCAGCAUCCUGGACGCCAAACUCUGUCACUGGGCUUAUCCAGGCCACAUCUCAGACAGCAUGAUAUGUGCAGGCCUAUGGGAGGGGGGCCGAGGCUCCUGCCAGGGUGACUCUGGGGGACCCCUGGUUUGCAAUGGGACCCUUGCAGGCGUGGUGUCUGGAGGCGCUGAGCCCUGCUCCAGACCCCGGCGACCCACUGUCUUUACUAGCGUACGCCACUACGUGGACUGGAUUCGAAAAACCAUAGAGGAAAACUGAACUCUCAAGCUAAGGACGACUGUGCGAGGACGCGGGAUCGAGAGUUACUGCAGGGAUCCAGCCUCGACCGUCACGGUUCAGACUAAGCCCUGACACUGAGGCUGCGCGCUCCCUCAGGCUCCGCCCCGCGCUUAAACCUCGGUGUAGCCACACCCCCUCGGAAAGGCGCAGGGACACCGGUCCGCAUCUCUUGGCCAAAUCUCUAUGACGUCACCAAGAACGGACACCAUCCCCUGGAACUGCCCCACCGUGUGGCUCCGCCCUAAGGAACACCUUCAACCAAGUGGCCCCUCCCCUCCGAACUUUUCCCAUUGGAACUUCACCUUUGGGCCCCGCCUCCGCCGCCAGCGAUCCCGCCCCCAUGACGUCAGUGGCUCUGUAGCCCCGCCCACGUGAAAUUCAGUCCUGCUGGGCUCCGCCCCCCGCGGCCCUGCCCUGGGCGUGUCCUGGGUUUUGAAUCCUGGCGCGGACCCGACUGGGAGAAGUUGGGGGUCACGGUCCUUUCAGAGCCGAGGGAUGAUUGUACAAUAAAGCGGGUCCAUCUG
Messenger RNA from Ictidomys tridecemlineatus (thirteen-lined ground squirrel), 1386 nucleotides. RefSeq names its product kallikrein related peptidase 9 (gene Klk9). Lineage: Eukaryota; Metazoa; Chordata; Mammalia; Rodentia; Sciuridae. Gene Ontology annotation, molecular function: serine-type endopeptidase activity. Gene Ontology annotation, cellular component: secretory granule. Gene Ontology annotation, biological process: proteolysis. The record is from RefSeq and is a predicted model, not a curated record.